GAUUAAUUGUCAAAUAUGUGAGAGCUGAUACCGACUAGCAUUUGAGUURAUUUGCGUUGACAAGUCUAUUCCAUGGUACAACGAUAUUUACAAGUGUUCAAAAAAAUGAUUUGCUUCGUUCUUGUGUUACUGUUUCCAUGGCAAACUAUGGCAGACAGCUGCAGAAGCUCUCCAUACUCAAUCCAAGGGUUCAGGAUUCGUGGUCAUGUGAUCAAAACCGUUUCUCUAUCGACCAGAAGUCAAUGCGAGCAUCAGUGUGCUGCACAACAAGGCUGCAACAGCAUCAGUUUUCAUCAGAAUAAAGGAAAGUGCGAAUUGCAUGACGGUAAUCACAUCUCAAAUCCUGAAAUCGUUCUUCCAAGUGAUGGAUACACCUACGUGAACUUUCCAGCAAGGCCUCCAAAGAGAUGUAGUCGUAAGUUAUGCAGCUAUCCGUUAGCAUGUGUGCCGGAGGGCAACAGUUACAAAUGUGUUACUUGUGAAGAGGCCAAGUCUGAACAAGUUUUGAACUUCCCAAGGAAAUCUGUUCAAGACUAUGUCAUUCUGGACGAUCCAUUUGAUUCAUUGAGCGCCUUCACGCUUUCACUAUGGGUACAGAUGAACGACACGAGUGAAAUUCACAACCCGAUUCAGUAUGGCACAAUKUUGGACGACAAUGCRCUAGGCAUCUAUGUUACGAAGACGUAUAUUGCUUUAGAAGUUAAUAAUGACRAAAAGUAAGUGGAAAAAUCUGCGACUACKUCGAAGGUCUUGACUGUAUGGACACCACGUUUAGUCACUCGAAAACCACAAAACCUCAUUUUCCUUCGCGA
Molecule: messenger RNA, 812 nt
Organism: Exaiptasia diaphana
Lineage: Eukaryota; Metazoa; Cnidaria; Anthozoa; Actiniaria; Aiptasiidae
Exons: 3
Coding region: 73-720 (215 amino acids)
Source: RefSeq, a predicted model, not a curated record